Messenger RNA from Venustampulla echinocandica, 411 nucleotides. RefSeq lists its product as uncharacterized. The record is from RefSeq and is a predicted model, not a curated record. Bases 1 to 411 code for a protein of 136 amino acids. The transcript is spliced from 2 exons. NCBI's taxonomy places the organism in Eukaryota, Fungi, Ascomycota, Leotiomycetes, Helotiales, Pleuroascaceae.
AUGUCUUCCGAGCAGGCACCACAGUCAGACAGCAAGGGUGCGACCCAGAAGGAUGCCUUGUUCUUCUUUCACAUUCUCAACAACAUGAAAAAUACUCCUGAGGUUGACUGGGAGGUUGUCGCUGAUCUGGCCGGCUACAACAAUGCUGGAACCGCCAGAACCCGCUUUGGACAAAUCAAGAAGAAGCUCUCCGCUCUCAGCGGUACACCUUCCAACACCCCGAAGGCUCCUCGAAGCUCCACCAAGCAGAAAGGUGGCGAGCUCGGCUCCGGUAGCAACAUCACCCCGACCAAGGUGACCAAGAAGCGUGGCAAGAAAACCAAGGUUGAAGUGAAGGAAGACAGUGACACGGAUGAUGCUCUGGCUACUAUUAUGGGUAAUGAGACCGAGGACGAGAAGCUCGAAGCUUAG